Molecule: messenger RNA, 3873 nt
Organism: Lonchura striata (white-rumped munia)
Lineage: Eukaryota; Metazoa; Chordata; Aves; Passeriformes; Estrildidae
Source: RefSeq, a predicted model, not a curated record
GGCCACGCGGAGCCCGAGGCUCAGUACCAGAACCACCUGGAGGCCGAGGGCCUUUACGGGGAGCCCGAGCUGCCCUUCCCGGCCCACGGCGACCCCGAGCCGCCGUUUCCGCCUCACCUGGAGCGCGACGGGACCUACCCCGAGCACCUGGAGCACGACGGCGCCUACGGGGAGCCCCUGGAGCGGGAGCGGCCCUACCCCGCGCACCUGGAGCGGGACGCGCCCUUCGAGCCUUUGACCGAGCGCGACGGACCCUACGGCGGCCGGGCCGAGCACGACCGGCCCUACCCGGGCCGAAAGGAACGGGACAGAGCCUACCUGAGCCGAGCCGAGCGGGACGGGCCCUACGCGGCCCGCAUGGAGCAGGAGGGGCAGUUCCACGGCUGCCUGGAGCGGGACCUCCAGUACCAGCCGCACCUGGAGCGGGACGGGCAGUACCCGGCCAGGAUGGAGCGGGACGGGCAGUACCCGGCCAGGAUGGAGCGGGACGGGCAGUACCCGGAUGGANUGGACCGCGAGGGGCCGUACCCGGAGCGGGACGGGCAAUACCCGGAGCGGGACGGGCAGUACCCGGCCCGGCUGGAGCAGGAGGGGCCGUACCCGGCCCGGUUGGAACGGGAGGGGCCGUUCCGGGCCCGGGACGGGCACUACGGGAGCUGCUGGGAGCGGGAGUGGGCGCGGGGGCCGCUGAGCCGCGGCCCCUCCCGCAGCUCCAGCCCCGGCGGGCGCAGCAGCAGCGGCAGCACCAGCCCGGCCACCACGCUGCAGCGCAACGUGGACGGCGAAGCCCCGGGCAGCGAGGGGGGGGUCCCGGUGCCCGACAGCCCCGGGAGACCCCCCCCGUACCGGGGCCUGGCCCCGGCGGCGCCCCCAGGCCCGGGGGGCGGCCCCGGGGGGGUCUCCCCGGGGGGGGCCUGGCCCCGGCUGCCCCCCCAGCCCGCCAGCGUGGCCCUGCGCAAGCAGGAGGAGGAGGAGGAGAGCAAGAGGCCGAAGGCUCUGAGCGACAGCUACGAGCUCUCCACCGACCUGCAGGACAAGAAGGUGGAGAUGCUGGAGCGCAAGUACGGCGGCUACUUCCGCUCGCGGCGCGCGGCGCGGACCAUCCAGGCCGCGUUCCGGCGCUACCGCAUGGCGCAGAAGUUCGAGCGGCUGCGCAGCGAGGGCGGCCGGGCGCGGCGCCUGGCGCUGCCGGGGCUGCGCCUGCAGUUCUCCUUCGAGGAGUACGACCGCGGCCCCCCGGCCCCCGCCCCGGGGCCGCCCCCGCCGCCCCCGCCCUACUUCCAGGGCAAACCGGCCUCGCUGGACGAGGGCGUCCUGGGGGGGCCGCGGCGCGCGCCCCGUUACGGGGGGUCCUGCCGGGCCGGCCUGGACGGGGGCGGGGGUCCCGGCGAGGGGGUGGCGGUGGGGGGCGGCUCCGGGGUGAAGUCCUUGGCCGCCUCCAUCGAUGAGGCGCUGGGCGGUGGUCGCGGGGUCCCCCCCGGCGCCCCGGACCCUCCGGCGGGGGACAGCGCGGCCACCUCGGCCAGCGACGUCACGCUGUACCUGGACGAGGGGCUCCCCGGCUCCCCCCGCUCCCCGGAGAGACCCCCCAGCCCCGAGCCCCCCGCCGACACCGGGGGGCCGCCGCCGCCGCCCUGCCGGGGGCGGGGGGCCGGGGGGGGACACCCCCCGCUGCUGACGGUGGAGCCCCCGAGCGACAGCUCGGCCGACCUGAGCGACCGCUCGGACCGCGGCUCCAUCAACCGGGGCGGCCCCUACGAGCCCGAGGGCGCCGGGGGGGGCACCCUACCCCGCUCCGGGCCCCCCCACCGCUGCUUCCACCCCGAGGGACCCCCCCCGCCGCCCCCCGGCCCCCCGCCCCCGCCCGCGGCCGAGGAGGGCUCCGAGGGCGACAACGAGAGCCUGGGCAGCAGCUCCAACUCCAACGAGACCCUCAACUGCUCCUCGGGCUCCUCGUCCCGCGACAGCCUGCGCCGGCCCCCCCCGCCGCCGCCCCCGCCGCCCACCGCGCCCCCGCAGCCCCCCGGCACCGCCGGAGCCCCCGGGAAGGCCACGUACCAGCGGGAGCCGCGGCAGAGCUGGGACUCGCCGGCACUCAACAACGACGUGGUGCAGCGGCGCCAGUACCGCAUCGGCCUCAACCUCUUCAACAAGAAGCCGGAGAAGGGGAUCCAGUACCUGAUCGAGAGGGGGUUCCUGUCCGACACCCCCGUGGGCGUCGCCCACUUCAUCCUGGAGCGGAAGGGCCUGAGCCGGCAGAUGAUCGGCGAGUUCCUGGGCAACCGCCAGAAGCAGUUCAACCGCGACGUCCUCGACUGCGUGGUGGACGAGAUGGAUUUCUCGGGGAUGGAGCUGGACGAGGCCCUGCGGAAGUUCCAGUCCCACAUCCGGGUGCAGGGGGAGGCGCAGAAGGUCGAGCGCUUGAUCGAGGCCUUCAGCCAGCGCUACUGCGUGUGUAACGCGGCCCUGCUGCGCCAGUUCCGCAACCCGGACACCAUCUUCAUCCUGGCCUUCGCCAUCAUCCUCCUCAACACCGACAUGUACAGCCCCAGCGUCAAGGCCGAGCGCAAGAUGAAGCUCGAGGACUUCAUCAAGAACCUGCGAGGGGUGGACAACGGCGAGGACAUCCCCCGGGACAUGCUGGUGGGCAUCUACCAGCGCAUCCAGAGCCGCGAGCUGCGCACCAACGACGACCACGUGUCCCAGGUCCAGGCCGUGGAGCGCAUGAUCGUCGGCAAGAAACCGGUGGGUCGGGGGUGGGACAGGGCACCCGGGGGGUGGGACCCACGGGGGGUGUCCCAGAUUACCAGUUUGGGAUCACGCUGGGUGAUUUUUAGGGGUGUCCCUGUCCCUUUGGGGGUGCCCCUGACCCCGUGCCCCCCAGAUUACCAGUUCGGGAUCAAGCUGCUGUCGGCGGCGCCGGGCGGCGAGCGCAAGGUGCUGAUCGUGUUCAACGCCCCGAGCCCCCAGGACCGGCUGCGCUUCGCCAGCGACCUGCGCGAGUCGGUGGCCGAGGUGCAGGAGAUGGAGAAGUACCGGGUGGAGGGCAAGCGGGGCCGGCGGAACAGCGUGGGGUCCCUGGACAGCACCAUCGAGGGCUCCAUCAUCAGCAGCCCCCGGCCGCAGGCGCGGGGGGGCCCGGGCGGGCCGGCGGCGACCCCCGAGGGGGGCUACAAACCCCCGGCCCGGCCGGUCUCCAACUCCUCGUCCUUCCUGGGCUCGCUCUUCGGCAGCCGCCGCGGAAAAGGCCCCGCGGGGCCCCCCCCGGGCGCGGGGGGUCCCACCUCGGCUUCGGCCUCCUCGUCCUCGGCGUCUUCCUCGCAUCACCACCACCACCACCACCCCCCGCCCGCCGCGCCCCCCGAGGCUCCCUCCAAGCUGCAGGCGCUGCACGCCCAGUAUUGCCACGGGGGUCCCGGGGGGGCCGCGGCGGGAGCGGGCGGGGGUCCCGGCCCUCCGCCGCCCCCCCCGUACCCGCAGCAGCCGCCCCCUCCCAGCCGCCCCGCGCCCCCCCCGCCGCUGCCGGCCAUCGCCGCCGGGGCCCCCCCGCGCUUCCACGGCGGGCCCACCCCGCCGUUAUCGGCGCCCCCUCAACAGCACGGCCCCCCCGGCGGGGGGUUCCCCCCACCGCACCCCCAUUACACCCUGCACCGGCCCGGGAAAAGGGGGGGGGCUCCGCCCGGCGCCCCCCGGCAGCCGCUGUCCCCCCUGCCCCUCUACAGCCCCGCCCCAGCCCACCACGGGCUGCCCCACGCGAGCAUGACGUCACAAGCCCCGCCCCUCGGCCUCACCCCGCCCUCCCCGCUGCCGCCGGGCGCGCAUGCGCCGUGCGUCCCUUUAAACGUGCACAUCAAGUCCCGGCCCCUGCGCUGA